GGUUCAACAAGGGAUUGUGGGAAGUCGGACUGUCAGUGUGCGUCCUUGUGCUGUGCCUUUACCUCUUAGCUUAACAUAACACAGAACUUACCAAAAUGUACAGACAACUUCUGGGACUUCGGCAGCUUUCCAGGCGGACCAUCACAAGCAGUGCCUGCAGACAGGCUAAUAACGCUGUGAAGGAAAAACAAAAACUGUUUCAGGAGAACAAUGGUUUACCUAUCCAUCUGAAGGGCGGGGCAAAGGAUGCUCUCAUCUACAGAUUCACAAUGGCUCUCACUGUGUUUGGGAGUGGAUAUGUGGUGUAUGAGCUGUUUAGUGCUGCAAUGCCCAAGAAGGCAAAGUGAAAAGGAUUGGACUAUCUGACGGAACAAUCAUGCACCCGCUGCAUGUAACUCAUUAAGUCUGUGUUGCUCAGUAUUCUUGGAAAUUAAUUGUCUUAUCAAUAAUAUCAGUAUGUGUCAUGUUUGAUAUAUUUAUUGAUUGUACAAAUCAUGAGCUGUUGAUAAUAAUACAAAUAUAUUUGUUGUGAAA
This is a messenger RNA of Eleginops maclovinus (Patagonian blennie), 534 nucleotides long. Its product is annotated as cytochrome c oxidase subunit 7A2, mitochondrial-like. The transcript has 4 exons. Gene Ontology annotation, biological process: mitochondrial respirasome assembly; regulation of oxidative phosphorylation; mitochondrial electron transport, cytochrome c to oxygen. The record is from RefSeq and is a predicted model, not a curated record. NCBI's taxonomy places the organism in Eukaryota, Metazoa, Chordata, Actinopteri, Perciformes, Eleginopidae. The coding region runs from base 96 to 347 and encodes 83 amino acids.